AGAAGAAGAAGAACGAAGCGCGCCCCCUGCAGGAAUGGAACUUCAUACCACUGCUAAGCCCCUGAUUUCAUGCACCGCCAUAUUGACAACCUAACAACGUUGAGAGGCUUUUUAUCGUGGUGUUGAUUCUAGUGAUGACUCUACUGAGCCCAGUGCCCCCGGAUUAGACUGGUUGGAUGUCCUCCUCAACAUUCAGUUUCUCAACCAUAAAGGCAUCUCAUCCGUUCUUGUUAUACCCCACCUGUCAUCAGCAGCUUGGAGCAAAACUCCAAGGUGAUCCAGAAAAGAUCCUUUUGUAGACUAUGUCAGGCCCGGUUCCAAGCCGCUCUCGAGUUUACCCUGAUGUAAACACACAGAGGCCCCGGGAGUACUGGGACUAUGAGUCCCACGUGGUUGAAUGGGGGAAUCAAGAUGACUACCAACUGGUGCGAAAACUGGGCAGAGGCAAAUACAGUGAAGUGUUUGAAGCCAUCAACAUAACCAACAAUGAGAAGGUUGUCGUCAAAAUACUUAAGCCUGUUAAAAAGAAGAAAAUCAAGAGAGAAAUCAAGAUUCUGGAAAACCUGAGGGGUGGUCCCAACAUCAUCUCCCUUUUAGACAUUGUCAAGGAUCCUGUGUCGCGCACUCCCGCACUGGUUUUCGAACACGUAAACAACACAGACUUCAAGCAAUUGUAUCAAACCUUAUCAGACUUUGACAUCCGGUUCUACAUGUAUGAAAUCCUGAAGGCCCUGGAUUACUGCCACAGUAUGGGGAUCAUGCAUAGAGAUGUCAAGCCACACAAUGUAAUGAUAGACCACGAACACAGAAAGCUUCGUCUGAUCGACUGGGGCUUGGCUGAGUUCUAUCACCCAAACCAGGAGUACAACGUGAGAGUAGCCUCCAGGUACUUCAAAGGCCCUGAGCUGCUGGUAGACUACCAGAUGUAUGACUACAGCCUGGACAUGUGGAGCUUGGGGUGUAUGUUGGCCAGCAUGAUCUUCAGGAAGGAACCCUUCUUCCAUGGCCACGAUAACUACGACCAGCUUGUGCGGAUUGCUAAAGUUCUUGGGACAGAGGAUCUGUAUGAUUACAUUGACAAGUACAACAUCGAACUAGACCCUCGUUUCAAUGACAUUCUGGGCAGACACUCCCGCAAGAGGUGGGAGAGGUUUGUGCACAGUGAGAACCAGCACCUGGUGAGCACUGAGGCCUUGGACUUCCUGGACAAGCUUCUGCGUUACGACCACCAAGCCCGCCUCACUGCCAGAGAGGCCAUGGAUCACGCAUACUUCUACCCCAUCGUCAAGGAUCAGGGAAGAGGGACCACUCCUGGAGGAAUGGCUGCCACCUCCACACCGGUCAGCUCCUCAAGUAUGAUGGCAGGCAUCACCUCGAUGUCUUCCGCACAGCCAAUGGCGAACAUAGCUGGAUCCCCCGUCAUCUCUGCCCCCAACACUUUGGCUACACAAGUCCCAGCCUCCACUGGGGCCCAGCCCUGAAGCGACCUCCUCAUGGCACCCUCCUCGCCUGUGUUUGUGUGCGCCCAUAUCCAGCCUAGCUAGUUCUCAGUGAAGGCCAGGCCCAUGGGUCUCCUUUUUAUUAUGUUGAGAAUAACACAAAAAAAAAAAAGAAUGGAAUUGCUUUUCAUGUUCAGUUAUAUUUUGGGAUCUGAACUUGACAGAAAUGUAUAGUCACACCUGUCAGGAUUAUUAGAAUCAAUAUGGUUGUGUUAUUUCACAAUGCCAGUGUCUAGAAAUUCUAAUACAAUGUAGACAUGAAGAAGAGAAUGGAUAAUAAAAUUUAUUUUGUAUGUCCCAAAUAA
Molecule: messenger RNA, 1804 nt
Organism: Hypomesus transpacificus
Lineage: Eukaryota; Metazoa; Chordata; Actinopteri; Osmeriformes; Osmeridae
Product: casein kinase II subunit alpha-like
Exons: 15
Coding region: 303-1481 (392 amino acids)
Biological process (GO): protein phosphorylation
Cellular component (GO): protein kinase CK2 complex; cytosol; nucleus
Molecular function (GO): protein serine/threonine kinase activity; ATP binding
Source: RefSeq, a predicted model, not a curated record